Molecule: messenger RNA, 1390 nt
Organism: Dothidotthia symphoricarpi CBS 119687
Lineage: Eukaryota; Fungi; Ascomycota; Dothideomycetes; Pleosporales; Dothidotthiaceae
Exons: 1
Coding region: 313-1341 (342 amino acids)
Source: RefSeq, a predicted model, not a curated record
ACCAGUUCGUACCCAAAAGAUUGGUUGCAGAUGCACGAGUUGAGAGCAUGGUCUAUGACGUCGUGCACCCGUAACCCCAGAUCUCCACACUCCACAAUCUCACUCGCAUCACACCUCGCACUAUCCAAUAAUCAUCGAUAUUCCUUUCUUCAAAGGGCGCCAUCUCGACUAAGUCAUCCACGACUCUAUUCACCCAUCACAAACCCGUCAUUCCAACAACUACACUCACCAGCCAAAAGGUGGCCACACUCAGUCCAAAAACACAAAACUGCCCCAUCUUUCCAACAUCAACAAUCCUCACCCUUCACCAAAAUGUCGUGGAUGGACUCCUGGUCUCGCCCGAACAAGCACGCCACCACCCCACCCCCACUCUACCUCACAGUCGGCGACACAGUCCCCUACUGCCACAGCUGCGGCCGCGUAAUCGGCCAGCGCCGCACCAACGCCGCGACAGAAGUAAAGUACUGUUCAGCACGCUGCCGAAACAGCAAGCCAGGGCCCAUAGACCGGAAGAUCGAAGCCGCCUUCGCCGCCCUGCUAAACGGAGCCACGCCCGAAUCCCUCAAAGACGGAGCCAUCCCAGAAGUACAGGCGAAACCCCAGGAGCCGGAAAAACACGAACCCGAUUUCGGAAAGGGGGAGAAGAAACACAAGAAGAAAACUUCAAAGUCCAAGGUCGUGAAGGGUGAUCAUAGGAUUAUCAUGGAGUGCAGUACCGUCGAGGACGUCGUUUUCCAGCGCUCAAAGGAUCCUGAGAAAGUCUAUGGGCGCCGCAAGAAUCGCAAGGCGCGUUUUGUUGUGGAGAAACCAGAGGACUGGCGCAGCGUCGAUAUGAUCGAUAAUCCAACCUCAUCGACAGCAACAACUCAGCAGCAGCAGCAGCAGCAGCAGCAGCAGCAAGAUCCCACCAGCGACGAAGAUGAAGAAGACUCCGUGUCCGACUCCGACCCCGAGGACGCUGGCGGCAUCGUCUUGGAAGACGCCGCAGAACACUCUCAGGAUCGUUCUGCAGACGCUGAUUCCAUCGAGUACGGCUAUGGCGGCGGGAAAAUCCGUCCCCCGCAGUCGCAGAAUGACGUGAAUGGCAGUGUGGGCGGCGAAAAGGGCUGGGCCGAGCGGAUCCACGAAACGGAUGAGAUGAAGCUCAAGCGACGCGAGGGGCAGAGGAGGGCUGAUGAGCGGGAGAUGGUACGCAAGGCAGCGCGGAGGGGGUGUGCGUUUGGGUUUACCGUCGAGGGGGAGACGGAGAAGAGGAAGUGUGAGGCUGUGAUGAAGGGCGUGGUUGUUGAGAGUAGUUUUGCCAAGGGCGAGUGGGGUGUGAGGUGGCGGGAGAGGGAAUAAGUAAGUAGUUUUGUAUAUAGAUGAUUGAGUAGAUGAAUAUGGAGAAGGG